CGGACCUCUCGUCUCUCCUCUGUCUAACUUAAAUUUAUUUUUAUUAUUUAACCGCUUUUUCACUUACCACUUAACAGUACUGCACUUUCCUUGACAACGACGUCUUCAUUCAUCACCACCCGUUUUAUGAUUCAUCUUUCCCAUGCUCUGACGUUCGCGAUUAUUUAUAUAAAACUUCUUUAUUCUCAAUGUUGACUUACACGAAUACAACAAGAAUAUUAAUAAAAAAAAAUAAAAAACAACAAGACCAAGAAGAAAAUGAACAAGAACAUGAAGAAGGGGAAAAUUAUCAACCUUGAAAUAUACCCAAGAAAUUAUUAAUAGCAAACGGUGCAACUCCACGAAAACUUCGCCCACUAUUUUAUUUUUUUUCAAUCAACUCUUGAGUUUUUUUUUUUAAAAACUCAGUAGUUAUUCCUCCAGUGGUUGUGAAUUACGAAGCUCAUUUAUUACCAGCGAUAAUUAUUUCAAAUAAAAUUAAUUACUGAUAAAAAAUAAUCUCAAUUCAAAUCCCAGAUCUCUAUUUAUAAAAUAAUAUUUAUUAUAAUAACCACUUGUUAAAUUACACUUAAAUAUUUCACAAUAUUUUAUAAUAUAAAUCUAAAUUGUCUACAUAUAUUUAUAUAUAUUUAUCUAUCUUAAAUAUAUUAUUUAUUAAACGUAAUUUGACUUCACUUGUAUGUUGUGAGAGGACGCAUUAUUCGUUGCUUGUAGAUCUUACGUCUUAAACUCAACCGGUAUUUUUAGUACCCACAGUAUUUGGCGCGACGCUCUUCGUACGUACGUACAUUUUAUUUCUCCGUCGAAAAAUUUUAUUUUAUAAAUUAUAAUCCAUUAAAUAAUUAAAUAAAAUCAUCAGUAAACCGGCAAUCGAUUCCGCGAUAAUUCAAAAUUCAAAAUAUUCCCGCGGUUUUUUAAAUUUUCAAAUUUUAAAUAUGCUGAGCACUUCUUAAAUACAUUGAUAUAUAUAUACAUAUAUAUACAUAAUUUAAAUUGAUAAAAAAAAAUAUCUAUCUGUCAAUCAUCGGCGGGAAGAUCAAAUAAAAAAAUGUUCGCUUUCGCAAUGCGGGAUAAUAUGUCGACAAGUCGUCAAAAUUCGUCAACCAACCGACGUAAUCGAUACACACGUUCAUCGACAAGUGUAACACAAUUAUUAAGUGACUCGUGUUCAAGUUUAAUUCAAAGAUUGACGACACGAGUCCGUGUUCCACAUCAUGAUAAACCAUCAAGACAUUCACCUGUAAACCGUGACCUUGCUGUUCAUCAAAAUCUAAAUCUAAAUAAUAAUAGUCGUCGUCGUAGCAAUAGCAAUAAUAAUAAUAAUAAUAGUAAUAAUAGUAAUAAUAAUAAUAAUAACAAUAAUAAUAAUAAUAAUAAUAAUAAUACAAGAUCACGGUUAGAGGAUAAAUACUCAUCGAUACUUGAUCGCUACACCAAAAGACGUAACGAUGAUGAAAUAAAUUAUAAGCGACGUAUUUUACAUCGUGACAGUCCAUUUGUACAUGAUGAUAAAACAUUUGAAUCCGAAUUACCCCGUGGUAUUGCUAAAAGUGCAACAACGUCGAGUGUUUUUUUAACGGAAAAAGCGUAUCCUUAUGUCAGUUCAUUGAGACGUGAUAAGACACCAGGUGUUAAAGAUAAAGAACGAGAUAAAAUAAAUAAAGACACGAUGGCUGAUUACCGUCACUACGGAAGACAUAAAUCAGGACACGCUGAGACGAGGAACAGAAAAAUUAGACCGAGUAGACACGGGAAAAGUGAACAAAUCGAUGGCUCGAGAUUGAAAGGACGGUUGUCUAAAGAUGAUAAUUAUCCUGAUAAAAUUGUAUCCAAAAAAAUUGUUGAUAAUACUGAUAGUACUGGUAUUGUUCCUGCUCUUGUUUCUGUUCCUACUCCUGCUCUUGCUCCUGUUCUUGGUCUUGUGCCCGUGUCUGAUCCUGGUCAUGCUCCUGCUCCAGUUCCAGUUCCAGCUCCAGCUCUAGCUUUAGUUCCUGUUUCUGCUGGUAAUGGAGCAAAUGUUAACGUGGAAUUACUAUUGAAAGAAAGAGAACUGAAGAGAAGAGAAAUUCAAAAACUUAUUUUGAAAUACACGGCGUACGAUGAUGCUUACGCUCAAACAAAACUCGAUGCUGCUAAAGUUAAACCAACGGCUACUGAAUUGAUAGCCAGUAAAUAUCAGAAGAAUAAUUCCGAGUCGGAAAAAAAUAGUGUUAUUGAAACAAUUGUAGAAAAAUCUAAGACUAUUAGCCCACGACCGCCUUCCGUCGAGGACGAUGAAGACGGCCACCUUGUUUACCAAUCUGGCGACGUCCUGGCAAAUAGAUAUAAAGUUCUGGCCACCCUUGGAGAGGGUACUUUUGGAAAAGUUGUCAAGGUUAAGGAUUUACAAAUGGAUCACGUAAUGGCAUUAAAAAUUAUAAAAAAUGUUGAAAAAUAUCGUGAAGCUGCUAAACUUGAAAUAAAUGCACUUGAAAAAAUAGCCGCCAAAGAUCCUGAUGGCCAACAUUUAUGUGUAAAAAUGUUGGACUGGUUCAAUUAUCACGGUCAUAUGUGCAUUGCAUUUGAAAUGCUCGGACUCAGUGUAUUUGAUUUUUUGAGAGACAAUAAUUAUCAACCAUACCCAUUAGAUCAUGUCAGACAUAUGGGAUAUCAACUCUGUUAUGCAGUUAAAUUUCUUCAUGACACGAAACUUACACAUACUGAUUUAAAACCAGAGAAUAUACUUUUCGUUGACUCAGAGUACGAAGUAACGUACAAUUCUAAAAAGCGAAUUCUGUUUAAGCGGAGAGACGUAAGACGUGUCAAGAGGACAGAUAUAAGGUUGAUAGAUUUUGGCAGUGCGACCUUCGAUAACGAGCAUCACAGUACGAUCGUCAGCACGCGACAUUACAGAGCGCCUGAAGUUAUUCUCGAACUCGGGUGGUCACAACCGUGCGACGUAUGGUCCAUUGGUUGUAUAUUAUUUGAAUUAUAUUUGGGUAUUACAUUAUUUCAAACACAUGACAAUCGUGAGCAUCUCGCUAUGAUGGAACGUAUAUUGGGCACAAUACCUCACCGUAUGGCUAGAAAAACAAAAACUAAAUACUUUUAUCAUGGGAAAUUGGAGUGGGAUGAUAAGAGUUCUGCUGGCAGAUACGUAAGAGAUAAUUGUAAACCAUUACAUCGCUACAUGUUAUCUGAAGAAGAAGAACACCGUCAACUAUUUGAUUUAAUUCAACGUAUGUUAGAUUACGAGCCAUCAGAACGAAUUACACUAAAAGAUGCGCUGCUGCAUCCUUUUUUCGAUGCUCUGCCGGCCUCCCAGAGAAUCUCUGACGCGAAGGCCGGCGGUGAUGCUCAACAGACUCCUCACGAACGAUCACAUUCGCUUUCACGAUGAAAUUAAUAUUCGGGACCCGAUGUCCCUACGGAUAAAUAUUUACUAUUUUUAAAACUGUUACUGUUCUGACACGCGCUCUGAUGUACCGCGACUGUGAGUUUGAAUUUCAAAAGUCACGAUUGUGAUUCGGAUUUAAAUGCGUUGUGUCCCAACAGUUAAUGCUUGUAAAAUGUUUUCUAAAAUGUGGCGAUGAGGAGAUUGGGAGAAGAGAGUUUAGAUAAUUAAUUAAAAGUGAAAGUGAAGAUAAAGUUUAUGAGAUUAAGAAAAUAUUUUAUAACGACUAUUUUUUUUUCUGUACAUUAAUUCCUCCCUUAUUUUAUUAUAAAAAAUAACGCUUUGAAUAAAAUGAUAUAAAUUAUAAUUAAGAGAGAAAAAGAGAAUAAGGGAUUUAAUUUUCAUGCAGAAAUAAAAAGAGAUGUAGAUUUAAUUAAUUAAUUAUUUUAGUUUGUUGUAAAUUGUUUAAUUAAGAGACAAGUACGCAUGAAUGUGAAUUAAGUAAUAAGCUCGUUAAUUAAAUGAGACAAUUUUAAAAUCAUUAAAAUGAUAAUUAUUGAUUAUUAAUUAUUAAUUAUUAUAAAUUAGUUUAUUAAGAUUUGAAUUUUGCACACAUAGAUGUCGGAGGUUAAAUUAAUUAUUAAUAUUAUUAAUUAUAUUUCGGAUACACAUGAAUUUAUUUAUUAAAUUAAUGAGUUAUUUUUAUUAAUGUGUAUGUAAGUGUUGACUUAAAUUUAAUAAGUAAUUUAAGUGACUUGAUAAUUGAUAAUUUAUCGUUACUUUACAAAGAUUGUAUUUUAACACAUGUCUGUUUGUAAAUACUUGAAAAAAAAAUUGAUAAGUUGUAGCGAUAUUCAGAAAUUAAAAAAAAAAAUAAUAAAAAAGUAACUGACAUCGAGUGUAAUUGUAUUAAAUAAAAAAUUGUCUUUAAUUGUAAUCGUUUUUUUUAAAUUUUCUUUUGCCUUUUUUUUAAUUUUAUGUUUCCAAAUCAAUACAAAGAUCCGGGUUCGAAUCCCGCUAGUGGGUUUUUUCGAAAUCGUCUCUGAGAGGGAAGCUAGUCUGAGAUACAAAAAAAAGAGCAUAUUGUGAUUUUUUUUUUUUUCAGAGUACCUUCGUUAUUAAAAAUCUUUAAAUUUGUGACAUUAUUGAGCAUCCUUCCAAGAAUAUUCUGAUAAAUUUUCAUAAAAAAAUAUUGAAAAAUAAGCCAGUGGUAGUGGGGAGAGACGAGUCACUUAAAAAAAAAGCCUCUAUGCCGUAGGCAGGAUACUCAUGACUGCCUCAUCUGAAUCAAAAAAACCAAAAAAAUUUCUUUAGUACACAAGUUUAUCUUAGAUUUGAACGAAGGAUUCUUUUUUUCAAUGACUACUUAUUUUUUAAAUAAACAAAAGGAAGAAUUUUUGGGAAAAAUCAGAAUUUUUUUAUUGUACUUUUACCAAAAAUUCAAAAAUGAAUAUUUUGUUUAUUCCUUCAUUUACAUCCAAGAUAAACUUAUGUACUUAGAAAAUCUUUUUGGUUUUUUGAUUUUAGAUGAGGUAGUCAUGGGUUAUCCUGCCUACGGCACGGAAACUUUUUUAAGGUGACUCGUCUCUCCCCACUAUCAUUGGCUUAUUUUUCAAUAUUUUUUUAUGAAAAUUUAUCAGAAUAUUCUUGGGAUUAUGCUUAAUAAUGUCACGAAUUUUAAGAAUUUUUAUAACGAAGGUACUCUGAAAAAAAAUCACGAAAAUAUCCUCUUUUUUUAUAUCAUUCCAAGAAUAUUCUGCUAAAUUUUUAUAAAAAAAUAUUGAAAAAUAAGUCAGUGGUAGUGGGGAGAGACGAGUCACCUCAAAAAAAAGUCUCCAUGCCGUAGGCAAUAUAACUCAUGACUGCCUCAUCUGAAAUCAAAAAACCAAAAAGAUUUUCUAAGUACAUAAGUUUAUCUUAGAUUCGAACGAAGGAUUUUUUUUUUUUUU
This is a messenger RNA of Microplitis mediator, 5322 nucleotides long. It is a transcript of the gene Doa, whose product is annotated as dual specificity protein kinase CLK2. NCBI's taxonomy places the organism in Eukaryota, Metazoa, Arthropoda, Insecta, Hymenoptera, Braconidae. Bases 1049 to 3379 code for a protein of 776 amino acids. Gene Ontology annotation, molecular function: ATP binding; protein kinase activity. Gene Ontology annotation, cellular component: nucleus. Gene Ontology annotation, biological process: protein phosphorylation. The transcript is spliced from 9 exons. The record is from RefSeq and is a predicted model, not a curated record.